Molecule: messenger RNA, 1019 nt
Organism: Pyrus x bretschneideri (Chinese white pear)
Lineage: Eukaryota; Viridiplantae; Streptophyta; Magnoliopsida; Rosales; Rosaceae
Exons: 3
Coding region: 50-385 (111 amino acids)
Source: RefSeq, a predicted model, not a curated record
UGUGUUACUGUUUGGUUUAAGGCUUCUAAAUCUAAGGUAGCUGCUGAGAAUGGCCCAACUGCUGCUACAAAGAAGAAAGAAGUCUCAGCUGAAAGCUCAGAUGAGAGUAGCGAUGAUUCGGAAGAUGAUGAUGAAACCCCUGCAAAGGUUACUGCGCAAAAAGCCUGCUCAAUUGCAAAGAAAGGCUCAUCAGUGGCUGUUAAAAAGGCAGACACUAGCAGCUAUGGAUCUGAAAAGAGCUCUGAAUCUGAAGAUGAGCACACAAAGCAACAAGAAAUUGCCCGACAAGCAACAAACUACCAUUCCCUCAGGGAGCUGUGCAAGGGGCCGGACCCAUAAGUCCUUGCCCGAACACCCCCCUUAUUACCAAUUAGAUUUCGGUUGAAUACUCACGUUCCAACAUACCCCAUUGCACCUCAUGUUGAUUGGAAGUUUGGAAGAGAUCGGGCAACUAGCUGGAAGAUCUUUUUCUUGAAUCAAGUGCGAGAACGACACCAUGAGGAGUAGUAUGCGGCUGAGAGUGCAUGGCUUGGUGGUGGUGGGGAUUUUGAUGUUGAUGGUUCCCACAUACUUAUGUUGAUUGGAAGUUUGGAAGAGAUUGGGCAACUAGCUGGAAGAUCUUUUUCUUGAAUCAAGUGCGAGAACGACAUCGAGCGGAGUAGUCUGCGGCUGAGAGUGCAUGGCUUGGUGCUAGUGGGGAUUUUGAGGUUGAUGGUUCCCACAUAGGAUGCAAACAAAGUACCAAACCACAUCUCGAAAUUCUUUCUUCCAUAUUUUGCUGACUCAGUUGCUGAUAAUUAACGGUGUCUGGUUUUAGAGAGAAAUGGAGACUCCGACACUUGUUGGAAACCUUAAAAAUAAUGUAAUCAAGUUGCAAUUUUGUAUUAUAUUAUGCACGAACAUUGUUGAAGUAGCAAUCUUAAUCACUACGAUCUGCUACAUGUAUUGCUACACUAAUUUAGGUUGGAAAAAUUCUUUGAACCCAUAUUUUUUCAAAUUUGAGGGAAGAGUUGGUUUUA